This is a messenger RNA of Cyclopterus lumpus (lumpfish), 1690 nucleotides long. RefSeq names its product ferredoxin 2 (gene fdx2). The record is from RefSeq and is a predicted model, not a curated record. Bases 19 to 642 code for a protein of 207 amino acids. The transcript has 5 exons. Gene Ontology annotation, cellular component: mitochondrion. Gene Ontology annotation, molecular function: 2 iron, 2 sulfur cluster binding. Gene Ontology annotation, biological process: positive regulation of oxidoreductase activity; P450-containing electron transport chain. NCBI's taxonomy places the organism in Eukaryota, Metazoa, Chordata, Actinopteri, Perciformes, Cyclopteridae.
CGUGACCAAAACAGAAACAUGGCGGCCGCGGCUGUCCGGUCGAGCAUGGGGCUGACUUUGAGGCUUUCUCGAGCGUUACCGGACUGCAGCAACUGUCCCUUUCACCGGUCAAACGGCUGUGUCAGCGGCGUGAGUAAUUUACAAAGGAGGGGCUCAUUUGAUAGCUUUCGGACCAUAAAUCGACACUUGCAGACGAGUAAAGAAACACUCACAGUCCCGCUGCUGUUUGUUUUUAAAGGUCUGUACCACGGCGAGGAGGGCCGCUCCAAUGCAGAGGACCCUGACGAUGUGGUGAACGUGGUGUAUGUAGAUCGGUCAGGCCAGAGGAUUCCGGUGAAGGCCAAAGUGGGAGAUAAUGUCAUGUAUCUGGCUCAGAGGCAUGGAAUCGAACUGGAAGGAUCGUGUGAGGCCUCGCUGGCCUGCUCAACGUGUCACGUCUAUGUGAACUCCUCCCAUUUCGACAAGCUGGCAGAGCCUGAUGAGAGGGAGGAUGACAUGCUGGACAUGGCGCCCAUGCUUCAGGAGAACUCCCGGCUGGGAUGCCAGAUCAUUCUCAAGCCGGAGCUCGAAGGCAUUGAGCUCACCUUGCCCAAAGUCACCAGGAACUUCUACGUGGACGGCCAUGUGCCAAAACCUCACUGAGAAGAGGAGUGGGUGCAGAGAGUUGGAGAAAAAACACGAGGGGGGGAGGUGACGCCGUGCGUGCUGGUUGAGUGAGAGAGGGGUGGGUGACCACAGGGAAAUGCACGGCUAGGAUAGUAAAAGGUCCGCAGCAACUCCCAAGACUUCUUCCGGACUGACAAUUCCCAGUUUACCAUCCACCGCACAUGCCUGCAGGUGACAUCGAGCAGAGUCAGACAAUAUUUGAGUCUCACUAAAGGUGAAAUCAAUGAAAACAUAAAAACUGUCGUUUAACAGACGAUAUAUUUAUUUAUGCAGAGUGUCCUCAGGCCAGCAACGAGACACCAUUCAAUCCCCCAAACUGCUUUGCUAAAACAUUAGACAAUUCAAGACACGUAUCACGUCUGUCUUCUACAUUGCAGAGCAAUAUUCAACAAAGGUCAUCUUUGUGCCGUUCAAUGGAACAUUCCUCGUUAGAGCUCGUAUACGCACAAGUAUUACAAGGUGUCCUCAGUCAUUUACGCUCUUGAUUCACUUGUUGGAUAUGAUAUGCAUUUAGUUCCAUUUAUAUUUACCUGUGUUGUUGCUGGCUUAUCAAUAUGUACAGACUGACUAAAAUGUAGCCCCAAGUCAUAGGCCUCUAAAAUAUGUUUUGUUCUCUGCAUCAUACUGAAGCCACAUUCAGAGGAAGAAGAAGCCAUUUAUCACAAGACGAGCGUCGCUUGAUGCUGAAAGAGUCGGCUCACAAAGUAAACUCGAAUUUAAAGUAACAAAAAGACACAAACUAAACAUUUCACUCACUCACAUGAACACUGCAAAACAUUUGUAGGCAAAUUGUCUUUCGAGUGGCAGAUGGAAAAAGCAUUUGAAAGCACUUCCUCUCAGCUUCAGGUGCGCUUUGAUCCAGAGCAGAAUGGAGCUGGUGGGCUUAACGUUACCACGGAAUGAGUAUACCACAUCUACCCUUUACUUGGUAAAGUCUACUGUACUUGUCCUUAAGUCAACUGUGUAUAACAUGCGUUGGAAAUGACAAAUGUGAAGUUGUGCAAUAAAAUGUUUUUAAACGUAA